Molecule: messenger RNA, 2474 nt
Organism: Durusdinium trenchii
Lineage: Eukaryota; Dinophyceae; Suessiales; Symbiodiniaceae
Source: the annotation of a GenBank genome assembly
AGCUCCCUGGGGCUCAAAGGUAGCCCGAAAAACCGACGUCCAAGCGCUGCCGCUGCCGCCGCCUCUCCGCCCAGUUCCCCGUCGCGGCCCGGAGCUUGUCGCCGUCGCCCCCGCAGAAUCGCGCCCCAGCGACGGCGGCGGGCGGCGACCUUUUUUCCGCACGAAAUGCAGGAGGUGGUGUUGAGCCAACUCCCACGACCGGAGAUCUAUAGCUUGCCUGCUGCGUCCUUGGUUGCCUUGGGUGAGUACAAAGCCACUGCCCCAGCUUUGGUCAGUGAACAGGCGGUGGGUCGCCAUGGUGUCCAGCGGCGGUUUCAACAGAAGAGAGGUCGCAUGUCCAUUUUCUUCGAUGACGGUGGUCCGAACACCUCCGGUGCCUCUCUGGGCACGACGGGUUGGUGGAUCGGCGACGAGGACUGCUUUGGCGAGACGUGCCUCUUGUGGUGCCCAGGCUCCAGCGAACAAAUCCCCGAGACGGGAUGGCAAUGGCAGGGCUACCUGGGUUACUACGAGGUGGAUCUUCAUGUCUCGCCCAACAUGCGCGCGGAGGAGAUGGAGCCACACAGCUUGAUCUUUGCAGGGAACCUCUUCCUAGACGUCCUGGGGCAGAGCAUGGUCUGUUGCCUCAAGGGUGCCGAGCUUCUCCUUCACGAGUUCACCGCGAAGAUGGCAGUGGACUCUAAGGACGUUCCGUUGAACUCCAUAGGAGGCGCCGUUCCUGCAGAGUCUCAACCCGCUCUGGAGCUCUCCGCGCUGCCCCCGCCGGCACCUGCUGCCGCUGCCCCGGCACCGGUGCUCGCGCGGGCGCAUGAGCCAGCGCCGGAGGUGGUGGCGAUUUUUCCAGCGCCCAGGGAGGACGUCGAGGUCAAAGUGGAAGAAAGGGAGGAGCACCAGAUAGAGGAGGUGUCACUGGAAGAGUUGACCGAGGAAGCUCGGCGCGCCAAGGAUAACUUUGUCGAAAGCUUUAAGGCGCACCUCUCCCGGUUUUCACCCGAAGAAGAAGCGCAGAAUGAGGCAGAUUUGGCUAAGGAGCAUUUCUUGGAGGCCUUUUGCAAGAAGGGUGCCCCACAGGAGCAGCUGAAGCGCCGGCAGGUGGCGGAGGAGGUGCUGCAGCGUCAGGAGCUCCAGGAGCUCUUGAUGUCGCAGCAUCGGCACAAGGUGAGCCACGAGCUCCGUGGAGAACGGGAGAUCCAGGAAGCGCGGAUGGAUCAGGUCUUGGAACAGGUGCGCGCAUUGCAGAUGGAUUUGCGAGAAGCCUUGGAUGCGAGACAGGCCACAGAAUUGGAGAAGUUGGAUUUGAUGGAGUCUCAUCGACUUCAUUUGGAGGAGCUCAGGCAGGUGAACCUGGAGGGCGGCGAGGACCUCCAGAGCAAGUGCGCAGAGUUGGAGGCGGAGAAUGCGGAAUGCAAAGUGAAGCUGUCCCAAGCAGCUACUGCCCUUUGGAGUCACGAGGCGGCUUUGCAAGAAGCGUUGCAAGAUGCCUCUACGCUCAGAUCGGAGCUGCUGAACACCAGCGCCGCGGAGGAGGAGAUCGCGCUGCUGCGCGAGGAGCUGGCGCAGCUUCGGAGCAACGAAAGCACGGCUGAAGCAUCGACCGCCGAAGCAGAACAGCAAAUGCAGACCUUGGCGGAGGAAUACCAGCACGCGCUGGCGGACAUCGGCUCCCUUCGGGCCAUCUACGAUUCGGAGAUCGAGCAGCUGCAGUUGGAGCUCCAGCAGUGCCGAGAAACGCACGAGCAGGACGUCGCAUCCCUGCAAGAUGAGCUGCAGAUUGCCAGAGAUCAGCAAGAAUCUGCUAAGAAGGCUCAGAGCUUGCAGGAUGUGCUGUCAAAGCGGGUGGUUCAACUGGAGGCUAAGCUCUCGCAGCAGACUUUGGAGCACGAGGCCAUGGUGGAGGAGUUGGAGAAGCUGCGGCCUCAAGCAGCUGCCACCGCCGCAGCAGAGGAGCGCGCAAGCUCAGCAGAGGAGGUCCUGGCGACCACGGCCCGGAACUUCCAGGCGGCAGAGGCUCGGCAGCUGCAGGCGGAGGAGAUGGUGCGAACCUUGAAGCUCCGGUGCCAGAGUUUGGAGGCACAGGUGCAGAAGAGGGCGGAGAAUCCGAACGUGCCGAGAUCUGACCACGCGAUCGCGAUCAAAGCGACAAAGCCAGUGGCGAGGUCUGAUCAACCACAGUUUAGCGCGCUACCAGGCAGGAGGCCUUUGGCCAGGGUGGAAGGACCGUUGGUGGCGAUGGCCUCUGCGCUGUCGCCCACGGCGCCCAAUACACCACUGCUGGAGACGCGCAAGGUCUUAGCCCAGCGACCGCAAGCCUAAGCGGCUGUGCGGCCUCUGCUGAGCGGCUGAGCCAAUGUGCGGAUGACCAUGUUUGGUUGUGACCAGGGCACACCCGCGUGGUGAUGGGGAAAGACAUUUUAGUGAGAGAACGUGAGGCCGGUGAGUGUGGGGGGGGAACAAAAGAGGAUUUUGGAUGUUCC